UAGGUCAACUUGUCAUUGGUCAAGAGUAGGUAGAUGGUGGGUAGCUUAAAUUGUGGGCACUUUGAGGAUGUUGAGAUGAGAUCAGAGAACUGGAGCAGGGAUGAGAUGUUAAAAAUUAAAAUGGCGACAAAUCGACAUAAAGCAAGUGUUCUGUGGUGUGGUAAUUUACAAAAAAUCUGUAACUUCAAUCGAGAUGGACAAUGAGAAGAUAAAAAAAAGAAAAAUCCAAGCAGACAAAACAUUUAAAAGUUAUUGGCUAGAUGAUCCACUUUUUAAACCAUGGCUAUUACCAGAUACUCAGUCAAAGUAUAUGGCAAGAUGUAAAAUUUGCAAUGUAACCAUCAAAUCAGGGAAAAGUGAGUUACAAAAACAUGCAGGUACGAAAAAACACUUGGAAAAACUGAAGCUAAUUAAUCACAAUAAAAAUGUUGAUAUAUUGUUUAAAAUCAACGAAGAUACGGUGCAUAAGGAUAACGUCAAAAAAGCUGAAAUUAAACUAGCAGCAGUAUUUGCAGCUAACAAUAUUGCAUUUCGAGUUAUUGAUCAAUUAGAACCUGUUUUAAAGGAAAUAUUUCCGGACAGUAAGAUAUGCCAAGACAUCAACAUAAAGAGAACCAAAUGCACUGAAAUUGUGAAAAAUGUUUUGUGCAAAAAGGAGACAAAUGACUUAGUGACACAUCUGAGAAACAAUACAUUUUCUGUGCUCUUGGAUGAAUCAACUGAUAUUGGUGAUUAUAAAAGCGUAGCUGUGUUGGCAAGAUUCUUAAACCAUGAUAAUAAGAUCGAAACUCGUUUACUGGAAUUAAUACAACUAGAUGCAAGAGAUUUAGGUGCUACAGCUUUAUAUAACACAUUUAAAGCAUGUUUAGAAAGACACAAAAUACCCUUGCAAAACAUAAUAGGUGUUGCUUCGGAUGGCGCUAGUGUCAUGAUUGGAAAAAAUCAUUCAUUUUUUCAACUGCUGCAAAAUGAUGUACCACAUGUAAUAUUGCUACGUUGUAUAUGCCAUUCUGCCUCACUAGUUGCAUCUAAUGCAUGCACUGUCUUACCUCGAAGUUCUGAAGAACUUUUGAGGGGUAUUUACACCUACGUUUCUGGAAGUUCUAAAAGAUCUGCACAACUACAAGAAAUGCAAGAAUAUUUUCAGGAAAGGAAGCAUAAAAUACUUAAACUGUCAGCAACCAGAUGGUUAAGUCAUUUUGAGUGCGUAGUUAGGAUUUUGGAGAACUGGAAUGUAUUGGAACAUUACUUUGCAAUUGCGGUGCUAGAAGACAAAUUAAAAAGCGCCGAGUUGAUUCUAAGUGAAUUGAAGAAUAUAUACACAAAAGGAUACCUAUUUUUUUUAAUAUAUGUCCUAAAUUUGUUUAAUAGCUUUAAUGCUCUUUUCCAAGGCAGAAAGCCUCUAAUCCAUGUCUUGUACUCAGAGUGUACAAACUUGAUGAAACAGUUAUGUAAAAAUUAUCUGGAUGGAGCGAUAGUGCUCGAACAAAAUCUACUUACACUAAACUUGAACAACCCGCGUCAUUUUUCGCCUUUAGAAAAACUAUAUGUCGGCCCAGAGUGUUCUGCACUUGUAAAGACAAUGCCCCCUGAUGGAAGAGAUUUAUUUUUAAAAAAUUGCCUUAAAUUUUACGUAACUGCAGCUGUUGAUUUACAGAGACGUUUACCUGAAGAAAUAUUUAGGGAUAUGAGGUUUCUGAAUCCCAAUGUUGCAUUUGCUAAAAGUGAUGAUGAGAGAAAUAUAGAUUUCAAUAUAUUAUGUGAUAAACUAAAACAUAUUAACGCAGAUAAGACUGAAAUCGCGAUUGAAUGGCGGAACUUGCCAAUUUCUUUUAGUGAGACUGAAAUUAAAAAAUUUACAUCCUUGCAAUUGCAUGAAAUGUGGUUAAAUAUUUGCUCAACAAAAAAAUUUAGUGAAGAUUUAGCUUUUCCAAAUUUAGGAAAGUUAGUCAAGUCAAUAUUAAUUCUCCCUCACUCUAACGCAGAAACAGAGAGAAUUUUCAGCAUUGUCACUGAUACAAAGACCAAAAAAAGAAACAGGAUUGGGGAGAGUUCUUUAAACGCUGUUGCUGUUUUUAGGAGCUUUUUACAAGCAACAGAACUAGAUGUUGUCAAGUAUCCAAUAACACAAGACCAUCUGCAGUUACAUAAUGUUGCAAUGUAUUCAUUUAAACACUCAUAAAGAGGCUAGAUUUUUGUCUUUUAUUUGUAUUGUAAUUAUACAACUAUAUUUUUGUUACU
Molecule: messenger RNA, 2241 nt
Organism: Zophobas morio
Lineage: Eukaryota; Metazoa; Arthropoda; Insecta; Coleoptera; Tenebrionidae
Product: protein FAM200C
Exons: 3
Coding region: 194-2182 (662 amino acids)
Molecular function (GO): protein dimerization activity
Source: RefSeq, a predicted model, not a curated record